Messenger RNA from Chironomus riparius, 379 nucleotides. Lineage: Eukaryota; Metazoa; Arthropoda; Insecta; Diptera; Chironomidae. The record is from the annotation of a GenBank genome assembly.
AAAAUAAAGGCUGAUUUCAGCGUAUAACAUUAAAUAAACAUUUCUGAAGUUUUUUGAUCACUUGAUUUACACAAAAAGUAUUUAACGAUGUCUGAUGAAAAGAAGGAAAAGGGAAACGAAAGCGAGCAUAUCAACUUAAAAGUGUUGGGACAAGAUAAUGCUGUGGUUCAAUUCAAAAUUAAGCGCCACACACCACUCAGAAAGCUUAUGAAUGCAUACUGUGACCGUGCAGGCUUAUCUAUGCAAGUCGUAAGAUUCCGUUUUGAUGGAUCUCCGAUCAAUGAAAAUGAUACACCUACGUCUCUUGAGAUGGAAGAAGGAGAUACAAUUGAAGUUUACCAACAGCAAACAGGAGGAUCAGGAUCGAAUUAAGGCGUGC